Messenger RNA from Quercus lobata, 1930 nucleotides. RefSeq names its product ADP-ribosylation factor GTPase-activating protein AGD3-like. Gene Ontology annotation, cellular component: cytoplasm. The transcript is spliced from 16 exons. The record is from RefSeq and is a predicted model, not a curated record. Gene Ontology annotation, molecular function: GTPase activator activity; protein binding. NCBI's taxonomy places the organism in Eukaryota, Viridiplantae, Streptophyta, Magnoliopsida, Fagales, Fagaceae. Bases 104 to 1924 code for a protein of 606 amino acids.
UCUCUCCUUCUCUUUCAUUCUUGACUGGAAAACAAUUACAUUAUCCGAUAAAUCAUUGCUCUACAAAACUCAAAAAGAGAUUAGCAGCCACAGAUUUUCCAAAAUGCAUUUCUCAAAACUCGACGAUUCUCCUAUGUUCCGCCAACAGUUACAAGGCUUGGAAGAAAAUACUGAAUCAUUGAGGACAAAAUGUGCUAAGUUUUACAAAGGAUGUCGAAAAUAUACAGAAGGGCUUUCAGAGGGGUAUGACGUGGACGUAGCUUUUGCAAGUUCCUUAGAAAAUUUUGGAGGAGGGCAUUAUGAUCCUCUUUUUGUUGCUAUGGGAGGCCCUGUUAUGACCAAAUUCACACUUGCUUUUAGAGAAAUUGGGACAUACAAGGAAACUCUUCGGUCACAGGUAGACCACAUGCUAAACGAUCGGUUGCUAAACUUUGUCAAUGAUGACCUCCAUGAGGUUAAGGAAGCUCGAAAGCGUUUUGACAAGGCUUCCGUUGCAUAUGAACAGACACGUGAGAGGUUUAUGUCAUUGAGGAAGAGCACUAGGAUGGAUGUUGCUUCUGUCAUAGAGGAGGAAUUUCAUGCUGCUCGGGCUUCAUUUGAGCAAUCCCGCUUCAAUCUGCUCAGUACCCUCUGCAAUGUUGAGGCCAAAAAGAGGUUUGAGUUUUUGGAGGCUGUUAGUGGUAUGAUGGAUGCUCAUCUUCGAUACUUCAAACAGGGAUAUGAACUAUUGCAGCAGAUGGAGCCUUUUAUUCAUCAGGUUUUGGCUUUUUCACAACAGUCGAGAGAAAGAUCCAACUAUGAGCAGGAUUCACUCAGUGAAAGGAUGCAAGAGUACAAAAGGCAGAUUGAUCGAGAAUCUAGGCACUCCUUGAAUGUGUAUCACGUUUCUUCUAAUGGAGAUUAUAAUCAUGGUAUGCAACCUUAUACUAAGACAUCAAAUAAAGUGAUUGAGGCAGCAAUGCAAUCUGCUGCUCAGGGAAAGGUUCAAACCAUUCGACAAGGCUAUCUUUCAAAACGUUCCUCCAACUUGAGGGGUGACUGGAAGAGAAGGUUUUUUGUUCUUGAUAGUCGAGGGAUGCUGUAUUACUAUCGCAAACCAUGGAACUGGUCAUCUUCUGGGAGUCCAACUUCUGCACAGAGGAAUAGUUCCUCUGAAAACAGUUCUGGGAUUCUUAGUCGGUGGCUUUCUUCUCAUUACCAUGGUGGUGUGCAUGAUGAAAAGUCUGUUGCACGUCAUACAGUGAACCUACUAACAUCAACGAUUAAGAUAGAUGCAGAUCAAACAGAUUUAAGGUUCUGCUUCAGGAUUAUUUCACCAUCUAAGAACUACACACUGCAGGCAGAGAAUGCGCUGGACCAAAUGGACUGGAUUGAAAAAAUAACUAGCGUAAUUGCUUCCUUAUUGAGUUCCCAGCCUCCUGAGAAAAGUCUGUGUACUUCACCUUUGGGAAGCGAUUCUUAUGGCUUUACCAGCGAGAGUGAUUCUGAUUGUGAUCAGAGUACAUCGAAGAAAAUCCACUGUAAUAAUCAUUUACGUGAAUCUAGAAGUUUGCAACAAUACAAGUACAGUAUGAGAAAAGAGAAGCCAAUUGAUUUGCUCAGAAGGGUUUGUGGGAAUGACAAAUGUGCUGAUUGUGGUGCGCCUGAACCUGAAUGGGCAUCCUUGAACCUUGGUAUUCUUAUAUGCAUUGAAUGCUCUGGUGUUCAUCGUAAUCUUGGUGUACAUAUAUCAAAGGUAAGAUCAUUGAGGCUUGAUGUAAAAGUUUGGGACCCUCCGGUGCUUAAUUUGUUCAAGUCACUGGGCAAUGUCUAUGCAAACUUGAUCUGGGAGGAAUUAUUGCAAUCAAAAAGUUCUUUAUGUACGUGGGGUUUGAAAUUUGAAUUCCAAAUUUUUUACUUGAUAAUAAGAGACUUUAUUAGUUAAACUAAC